Messenger RNA from Closterium sp. NIES-67, 1713 nucleotides. The record is from the annotation of a GenBank genome assembly. NCBI's taxonomy places the organism in Eukaryota, Viridiplantae, Streptophyta, Zygnematophyceae, Desmidiales, Closteriaceae.
ACAAGAGCCAUGUGAUCAGAACGAUUUCCGUGAUCAGCGCUGGAUUACUCACCUCCUAGCCUAGGCUACGCCAGAGACUGACAGAACGCCGUAGAGCUGAUUGUCAGCUACGUUAUUCGACGAAUAUAUAAGUCUUUGUGUGCAAUUUUGUCUGGAAAAAGAGACAGUUAUUGAACUAUGCGGUCGUCCACAUCACUCGGACGCUAACUCCUUAAUUUAGUUUAUAGUGGUUCUUCAGGGUUUCAUCCCGACUCAUAAAUUUUGCUGACGUGCCAUCUAUAGAAGUCGGUUUAUUAUAACACGCUUGGUCAUCUCUCUUUAAUCGCGCUCAAUGUCGCCGUUUACGCUCGCGCUCCUGCUGGUCGUCGCAUGCGCGUGUGCGACGUCGCCAGCCGUCGCAUACACCGUGCGAUUCGAUAUCUCGACCGAUCCCAAGUGCUUCGACGAGGAGAUUCGCGAGGGUGUGCUUGUAGCGGGGUCCUACGUGGCGGUCAACGAUGCUCAAGGGGAGCCUUUUAAAGUCAACGCUCAGGUAACCGACCCCUCGGGGCAGCAGCUGCACUGGCAGCACGACGUGGCGGAGGGGCACUUUGGGUUCACGGCGGACGAGUCUGGCGAGUUCUCCGUGUGCUUCUGGCUGCCGCACGAGGGGCACCACGAGGCCAAGCGCGCGCACAAGAUCGACAUCACGUGGACCACUGGCAGCUCCACCAAGGCCGUCAGCCACGCCGCCAAGAAGGAGCGGCUCGAUCACUUUGACUUGGAGCUACAAAACCUGGAGGAUAUGAUUGACAAGGUGACGCAGGAGAUGAGCUUCUUCCACGAGAGGGAGCUAGAACUGCGCAUGAAGACAGAGGCAACCCACUCCUACGUGGCGUGGCUCAGUGUGGCAUCGCUCCUGGUCUGUGGCACCAUCGCAUCGCUGCAGCUGUGGCACCUCAAACGCUUCUUUGAGCGCAAGAAGCUGCUAUGAGAGCGUAAUACUGUCAUUCCAUUCUCAUGCCAUCCUGUGCCGUCUCAUGCCAUCAUGCGCCAUGUCGCGCCAAGCCGUCCUGUGCCGUGCCAUAAGGCAUGGAUUUCUUCCUAAACAGGUCUGGAAAACGUUCAGUUGUUUUGCAUUGUGAUGGUCGGGGGAGACUGAAACCAGCCCUACAUGAUAUGCGAAACCUACCGCUAACAUGUGCAACUUGUUGGAAUUUCUUCACCAUGACUACUGUAACAGUAGUCAGAUUCGUUUUAGGCCACGCUGAUUGAUCAGUGUCGAUCUCACAAAAUACCCUGAAAUUCAGUUUUUGGUAGUGGUUUUCUUACUGGUUGGCCCUGGUUCUUUCGUUUCAAGGCUGAUUCAUCAGGUUCGGUACAAGAGAAUGUCAACUUAUAAAUACAUUUGCAUGCAGAAGUUAUAGGCUAGAAUAGGUGUAUGUUCUUAGAAAGUACAACCCAACCCUAUAUCUUGCUUGUUCUCUCUUGUUUCUAUCUCAUUCUACGCCCCGGCUGGGAGAUCUUGGACGUUGAUCAAUGUGACCAUCUAACGGUUUAAGUAUGUCGAAACGAUCGCAAUCGAUCUUGACCGUUACAUUUUCAUAGACUUAGCUAAUUUUUGUGGGUUGUUGUUAGUGUGUAGGGGGGAUGUCUGUACGACACAUGACUUAGCCGAUUUUUGUGGGUUGCUUGGUGUGUGAGGGAAUGUUUGAGGACUUCACCAAUUUUUGU